Sitophilus oryzae (rice weevil) is the source of this 615-nucleotide messenger RNA. RefSeq names its product NPC intracellular cholesterol transporter 2-like. The coding region runs from base 70 to 552 and encodes 160 amino acids. The record is from RefSeq and is a predicted model, not a curated record. Lineage: Eukaryota; Metazoa; Arthropoda; Insecta; Coleoptera; Curculionidae. The transcript is spliced from 4 exons.
UUCAUUGAAUCGGGACAAUGUGAGAUACAAAUAUUUCUAAUUUGAUCAAAUAAAAAAACAGGAAAUAUAAUGGUCAAAAUUAUAUUAAUAUGUGGAAUAAUUUCAAUAUUUUUAGUGCAUUCUGUUAAAUCUACUGUUGUCAAUACUUGUGACAAUGGAGCACUACUUCCAAACACUACAAUGUAUGCUGGGACUCUGCUUUGUAAUCAAACACCUUGUACAUGUAUACCCGGGUGUCCGUUUACUAUCUACUUAGAAUUUUUAUCCCCAAAAUAUUUAGAAAAUAUGAAGCCUAAUAUUCUGGCUACUUACGCUGGAGUGACUAUACCGUAUCCAUUGAACCAGGAUGAUGCUUGUGAUGGGAUAGAAAACACUCAGUGCCCGAUAGUAAAAAAUGAACACAUUAAAUAUAAAAUAUCGAUGGAUAUUUUAAAUAUUUUUCCUGAGGUAACAGUGGCACUAGAAUUCACUAUUAAAGAUCAAGACACUGGCGAUGCUGUUAUAUGUGUACUUUUUGAUAUUGAUGUAAGGAAAAUUGAUUGUCCCAGCUGAGAAAUAAUAUAAAUCUAAUAAAUACGUUAUAAUAGACUACAUAAAUUAAAGAUAUGAAGUGCC